Messenger RNA from Ciona intestinalis (vase tunicate), 2681 nucleotides. RefSeq names its product sodium-independent sulfate anion transporter-like. The record is from RefSeq and is a predicted model, not a curated record. Gene Ontology annotation, cellular component: membrane. Gene Ontology annotation, biological process: transmembrane transport. NCBI's taxonomy places the organism in Eukaryota, Metazoa, Chordata, Ascidiacea, Phlebobranchia, Cionidae.
UUGACCUUCUUGAAAAUUUUAUCGUGUAUUCUUUCAGACUCUGUUACUGGUGAGGUUGUUCAUACUGGCUUUGUUUGUGUCAUGUUGCCCUUGCAGCUGUAUAAAACCAUAUGUUUUAGUUGGAAAGGCGUUUUAGUGCCUCCUGCGUCAGGUUGCACGUCAUUCUAAGCGGAAACGUUUGAGGUAAAACAAACCAUAUCACAUACUGCAACGUGACUGUCGUUUUUUGCCGGCAUUUUUAGGGCAAAAAAAGCGAACGAAGAAAUGGAAAAACGCACCGGAUUUGAAAACUGCGAUUCCCAGUCGCAAAACGACAGUUGUAAAACUUUGACCAUCUCAUACAUACAAGGAGACAUUAGUAGCAGCACACAGAGCACAAAAAGUGAAGACUCAUCUUUACUAAAAGGCAGUACAAUGUCUGAUUCCACCAGCGACGACAGUUUUGGGGGAAGAAAUCGAAAAAGGUUGCACGAAUUUAAACAAGGCGCUCAAGUGGCCGGAAGACAGGUACAAUCGGGGUGCAAUUCUUAUUGGAAAAAUGCAUGUACUGUUGAAACCGUGAAAGACAAGUUGCCUAUCUCGAAGUGGCUGCCGAGUUACCGACUGAAGACAUUCAAAUGUGAUCUCAUUGCCGGCUUAACUGUGGGGCUCACUGUCAUUCCGCAAGGAAUGGCUUACGCCGCUCUUGCUGGACUUGAACUUCAGUACGGCCUCUACAGCGCUUUUAUGGGAAGCUUUAUCUACUGCUUAUUGGGAACUUCGAAAGACAUCACUAUGGGACCGACUGCCAUCAUGUCCAUCUUAGUAGCUGAGUAUGCGCACGACCCGUGGAAGGUACAUGAGCAGGGGAGCGAAGAAACGACCAAUGUUACGAUGGCGAUUUUACUGACGUUCAUGUGUGGAAUCAUUCAGUUCGGAAUGAGCGUUUUUCGCCUUGGUUUUCUGGUGCGGUACAUAUCUCAUCCGGUUAUAACUGGUUUCAUGUCGGCCGCUUCUAUCGUCAUAUCGACCACCCAGCUGAAGAAAAUUUUUGGCAUUAGCACGCCUAGAGGUUUUUUUGAGACGAUCAUCGGCAUAUUGACGCAUAUGAACCAGACAAAGAUAUGGGAUUUUGUUAUGGGGGUUUCAGCCAUGUUGCUUCUCUUUUUGCUGAAGUGGAUGAAGGAGAAAUGGGCUCGGGUCAAAGUCCAAGAAGACCGAGUUGUGAUCAAAGUACUCCGAACACUGAUGUGGUUCAUAGGCACAGGACGUAACGCGGUAGUUGUUGUUCUCUCGGCGACAAUUGCGUACCUCAUAACGGAUAUCCAAAUGCCUGUUGAUACUCGACCGUUGACUUUAACUCGCAACAUCAGUGGAGGACUUCCGCCGUUCGCGCUACCCAGUUUCACACACAUGCCCCCAGGUACAAAUCAGACGAUUGGCUUCUCAGAGAUGAUGCAGCAACUCGGGAGCGGCUUGGCUGUUAUACCACUUAUGGCCUUUCUUGAGUCAAUUGCAAUUGCAAAAGCAUUCGGAAGGAAAAAUCAUUACAAGGUAGACGCCUCACAAGAAUUGCUGACUAUCGGGGUGGCAAAUUUCUUUUCUUCAUUCGUCAGUUCAUUUCCAAUAACAGGCAGCUUCGGCAGGUCAGCAGUAAACGCGCAGAGCAACGUAAUGACCCCACUGGGCGGAAUUUUCACUGGAGCGGUUGUUCUGCUUGCUCUGCAGUUUCUGUCGGACGCGUUCCAGUACAUUCCUGCACCCGCACUUGCUGCGGUGAUCAUCAUGGCAGUGAUUAACCUCUUUGAUUUCCGCGGUAUGAGGACAGUGUGGAAGAUAAACAAAAUCGAUACUAUACCGAUGGUUGUCACCUUUUUACUUUGCUUCUACGACAUAGCGUAUGGAAUUAUGGCCGGCAUCGGAAUCUCGAUUCUAAUUCUACUUGCAAAACACGCCAUGCCCGGGGUAAAAAUCCUCGAAGAUGAUUGCAAUGUGACAGUGAUGCAAGUGAAACAAGGUCUAGACUUCCCUGGCGCAGAGUACAUGGAAGAAACUUUGCAAGAGCAUGCGGAAAAUGGAAACUGCAAGACUCUGAUUGUUGACUGCACGAGCACCACGACUCUUGAUUACAGUGCGGUAGAAGCAUUCAAGCACGGUUCAAAAUCGCUCAAAGACGCAAAUAUAGUGUUAAAGAUUUGUGGACUCAAGGACAGGCAUCAAAACAUGCUUAAGAAAAUGGAUAUCUUGAAAGACGGCGUCAAAUUCUAUGAUGACGUCACCGAUGCAAAAAACGACGUGCAAUUUAGAGCAGAAGAAGUUUAGGGCGUCGCAUAGCGAAUGGUGUAUACGGGAUAAUAUGACCGCUGUAUGGAGCUUUGGUACAGUUUGUGAAUAAUUUGACGUGUUAGCAACUCGUCAAACAGGCAGUCACUAACGAUGCAGUAUUAACCUCCCUAUCAUAUUUCUUCAACGAAAAGGAAACACUAUUACCGCUUUUAUAAAGUGCAAUUUAACUACCGUCGCCUUUUUAACUACUGGUGCAAAGAAGCCCCAUUUCUUCACGUAUUUUAAUUCGUUUCGUUUACGCUUUCCUCUAUAAUUGGAAGGUGUGACGCACGCACUUAACGCUAUAACCCAUCACGCGAUGCUUUUUGUUAUGCUCCUAUUACCCUUCGCUUUUAAUACACAAACAAUUCGAUCUA